Paramecium tetraurelia is the source of this 690-nucleotide messenger RNA. RefSeq lists its product as uncharacterized. Lineage: Eukaryota; Ciliophora; Oligohymenophorea; Peniculida; Parameciidae. The transcript has a single exon. The record is from RefSeq and is a predicted model, not a curated record.
AUGGCUAAUCAAUUAGAUACAAUUUCAUUUUCUACGUAAUAAAGACUUCAUUAAUAUACUCCUUCGAUUGAUUCUCAUAAAUCCAAUAAACAACACUAACAUCCUUAGAAUUUGGAUGCCCAUCAAAUCAACAAAGAGAUUCAAUUCAUUGCAGAUUAUGCAUUGAAAUUAAUUAAAACUACUUAGCCAACUUCUGAUAAAUAUAAGUACAUAAUUAGAAUUGCAGAAAUCAGUAUGAAAGCAAAAGAAGUGGAUAACAAUAAAAAAUUAUUGGAUGACAUUGUUGAAGAAUUAUCUAUUAUUCUAGCUCAUUCUUUGAAAUCAAAAACUGUUCAAAUAUUGCUCACUAGAUUAAUUUAGUUGUAUAAAAAAAAGCAAGUCUGUUUUAUUAAUAGUGAAAAAAAUAUCAAAAAAUAUGCACAAUAUUUUAAUAAUAAACCCAAAAAUCCACACACAAUAAUCACCAAUUAAAUUGAUUCACCAAGAUUAAAUAUUUAAAUCUAAAAAUCUUACUCUCCUACAUCUUUGUAUCAGAAUUCCAAAAUCACCUAAACCAGAGAACAUAAAUUUCAAAUUUAACCUCCUCAUUUAGAGGAUCCAUAUAAUUUAAACUCUGAGCAUCUAAAAGCCUUAUUAAGUCCAUCCAUGAAGUUCCAGAGACAAAGGAAUUAUUAUCUUUCCAAAUAUUGA